AUCGAAACACUGCAGGAUCCCAGACUGAUAUCAUUAUUAUCCUAUGCGUUGACAUCAGACGACAGAGACAAAGUACAGAUAGCAUUACAUCUAGUCAGUAUUGCAGCUAAACUACCAGACUUCUCAAUUAUAAUGUUAGGUGAUUCUAUGGCAGCCAACAACUCGUGUAAAGCAGUUGAUAUUACCUCCCUACCAUUGAAGAGUGCCACCAGUCCAUGUGUGUCACCGUCUAGAGCCUGCCAUGCUGCUGUCAGUAAACCAUCUGUCAUGGAUAUGGAUUUACUGGGUUUAACUGACAAAAUGCACAAUGUACAGACCAGAGAGAACCAACUUAAGGACUUAUUAGAAGCCAAGGCCAUGGCGCUGUCUCAAGCAGACCGGCUAAUAUCACAAUACAGAUUCAGGAAGACACAGUCAGAGGCACAG
This is a messenger RNA of Saccoglossus kowalevskii, 426 nucleotides long. RefSeq names its product protein CIP2A-like. The record is from RefSeq and is a predicted model, not a curated record. Lineage: Eukaryota; Metazoa; Hemichordata; Enteropneusta; Harrimaniidae.